Messenger RNA from Paramacrobiotus metropolitanus, 1194 nucleotides. RefSeq names its product piggyBac transposable element-derived protein 4-like. The transcript has 3 exons. The record is from RefSeq and is a predicted model, not a curated record. Lineage: Eukaryota; Metazoa; Tardigrada; Eutardigrada; Parachela; Macrobiotidae.
AUGAAAGCGAUCGUUCUCAUCCAUACCAACUACAAGGGGAAGAAAGAAUACAAGGACGACUGGAAACCGCUGAGUAGCGUGGAGCUGGAUGCUUACAUUGGCUUGCUGUUGCUACAUGGAGUGAACCGCGAAUCCCGGACGGAUACCGUAGAGUUGUGGAAUCAGGCUCGAGGUCGACCUCUGUAUAACGCCGUAAUGUCUAGAGACCGGUUCAUGAAAAUUUCCAACGCUCUCAGACUUGAUGAUAAAAGAACUCGCGAAGAACGGCAAGAAACGGACAGAAUGUGUGCAAUUCGCGAGUUUUGGGACAGCUGGGUAUCAACACUCAAAAAUUCGUUCAAUCCCGGGUUCUAUGCUACUGUCGACGAGCAGCUAUACCCAUUUAGAGGACGCUGUGGUUUCAAAAUGUAUAUCAAGUCUAAGCCAGCAAAGUAUGGCCUCAAGUUUUGGGUGUUGGUUGACGUGGAGACCGGGUAUGUGUUGAACAUUCAGUUGUACACUAGGAAGCCCCCAGGGGGUGCACCGGAGAAGAACCUGGGGCAACGUGUUGUGUUGGAUCUGCUUUCCCAUUUGAGGUCGACCUCGGGGAUUAACGUGACUUGCGACAACUUUUUUACGGACACAAAAUUGGCGAACGAACUGCUGAAACGGAAUAUUACUAUAACUGGAACGUUGCGAAAGGAUAAGCCCGAAAUUCCGUACGAGUUUUUGCCCUGCCGCAAACGGGAACUCUACAGCGCCAAGUUUGGAUUUACUGAUGAUAUGACGCUGGUAUCGUAUGUGCCGAAAAUUGGAAAAGCUGUUAUUCUCCUCAGCACUUUGCAUCACGACAAAAACGUUUCGGAAGAAGCAGAAAUGAAGCCAGAGAUUAUUACUGAUUACAAUGCGACUAAAGCCGGAGUGGAUACUAUGGAUCAGAUGAUAGGUGAGUACACUGUACAUAGGAAAACCCGCAGGUGAACGAAAGCGGUGUUCGACAAUAUACUGGAUAUUACAGCGAUUAAUGCCUUGGUUAUUUGGAAAAAUCUUAACCCUGAUUGGAAUGCAAGAAAAAACCAUUCCAGACGUAUUUUUCUGACGGAACUCAGUGAAUCAUUGAUCCAUCCUUAUCUGAAAGAGAAGCUGCCAUCGGCACAUCGCCCAAUGAAGGUAUUCAUCUCCAAAGUUUUAGAAACUGUGGGUCGACCCAUCUAA